Molecule: messenger RNA, 3772 nt
Organism: Larimichthys crocea (large yellow croaker)
Lineage: Eukaryota; Metazoa; Chordata; Actinopteri; Sciaenidae
Gene: tbc1d31
Product: TBC1 domain family, member 31
Exons: 23
Coding region: 367-3582 (1071 amino acids)
Biological process (GO): cilium assembly
Cellular component (GO): ciliary basal body
Molecular function (GO): protein binding
Source: RefSeq, a predicted model, not a curated record
AACUACAACUCCCACAAUGCACGCUUCUACUUAUCCUUUACGUCGACUUUGAGCGACGAAAUAACCGUUCUCAAACCAAACAAACAACAAAAAAACUCCUUAAAACUAAAGUUGGACAAAGCUGUUAGCGUCGUGUGUGUUAAACCGGACUGCUGAGCUCAGUUUGACGCUAACCGGUGCUGAGCUUUACAGCUUCCCUGCUCGUAGCUUCAAACUCGGUGUCGCUCUUUCAAACUUCGCGCUGUUUGCUCCGCCUGUAAAGAGAUUAGCCGGUUAGCCCGGUAGUUAGCCACGUUACUGUGACAUUAAGUCAGGUCGUCCUCCUGUUUGCUGGAUUUAUUCAGACUUCUCAGAGACCUCUUCACAAUGGAGGUGACGGACAUUGGAAAUAAAGAAGAGGGGAAAGUCUGGCAUCGAAAACCAACACCGGGCAAAGGCGUGUUAGUGACGGUGAUCCGCACAGCUCAGCAGGCCAAGACGGUGCGUUUCCUCCAUGUGGCCUUUGAUACCACAGGAGAUUCCUUCCUGGCAGGAGAUCACCAUGGCAACAUCUAUGUCUUUGACAUCAGUAGAAACAGGUUUCGUCUGGUGCAGAAAACAGGACAGGCCUGCACUGCUCUGGCAUUCAGCCUACGCAGGACCACGGAGUUCCUUGUGGCUCUGGCUGACUACACCAUCAAGUGCUUUGACAAAGACACAAAGCAGAUGGUGAGUUGGAUGCGGGGUCAUGAGGGAGCAAUUUCGUCCAUCUCUGUCCACAGCUCAGGUCGCUACGCAAUCAGCACUUCCUUGGACACGGCUCAGCUCUGGGACCUGGACACGUUCCAGAGAAAGAGAAAGCUCAACAUUAGGCAGUCUGUUGGCAUUCAGAGGGUGUUUUUCUUGCCUCUCAGUAACACCAUCCUCAGCUGUUUCAGUGAUGACUCCAUCUUUGCUUGGGAGAGUGACACCCUGUUCUGCAAAUACCAGCUCCCGGUCCCAGACUGUGGACCCAAAAUCUCCUACAAGGCCUUCGCAGUCACACGUGAUGGUAAGAGCCUUGCUGCUGGUGGCCGCUCCAACCUGCUGCACCUGUGGUGUCUGGACAGCAAACAGCUGGUCAGGGUGAUUCAGAUGCCCACGCAGGUCAGAACCGUCAGACAGCUGGAAUUUCUGCCCGACAGCUUUGAUGGAGGAGCCAGCCAGACACUGGGCGUACUGAGCCAGGACGGCGUGAUGCGCUUCAUAAACAUUCACACCUGCAAGCUGCUUUUCCACAUGGGUUCCCACGACGACGCCAUCAUCACAGUGGCAGUCAGCCCUAAUGGCCGGCACGUCGUGGCUGUCAUGGAUAAUGGCAGCAUCAAUGUCUACAGCGUUCAGAGUCUCACACAAGAAUUAAACAAGCCUCCUCCUUCCAAGGUGGCAGUAGUCUCUGGCGGUGAACCUGAUCAGGGAUUGUCUAACCUAAAGGUCAAAGUCCGAUCAGACGUCAUUCACAGACCGGCCAAGAGCUCGGGUAGGCAGACACAGGUGAAGACACUUCGACCUCCUGCUGGGUCUACAGCUGAGGAUAAAGAGAAUGAACUCCCUGCUGGUCUGAAUAAGAAGAGACUGGUGGCUCUGCUCAAGGCGUUUGGAGAAUAUCCUGAUAAAUACAGGAUGUUUGUAUGGCGGUCUUUAUUGUGUCUCCCAGAGAACCACGCGGCGUACAGCAGUCUGACCGAUAAAGGCCUGCAUUCAGCCUACCUCACCCUUCAUGAUAAAUACCCCAUCAAAAGUCACAAGCUACAGAGGGGACUGCAGAGGGUUCUGUCUGCCUUAGCUCACUGGGCAGCCAUCUUUGGAGAGGUAGAGUACCUUCCCCUGGUAGCUUUUCCCUUCGUCAAGCUCUUCCAGAACAACCCAAUGCUCUGCUUCGAGGUGGUGGCCACUGUCAUAGUGAAUUGGUGUCAACAUUGGUUCGAGUACUUCCCCAACCCUCCUCUGAACAUCCUGAGCAUGGCGGAAAAUGUUCUGGCUCAUCACGACAAGGAACUGCUGCAGCAUCUGGUGGACUGUGGCAUCACCUCACAGCUCUAUGUGUGGCCCCUGCUGGAAACGUUGUUCUCAGAGGUUUUAACUCGAGAUGAGUGGCUCCGACUUUUUGACUCAGUCUUUUCCAACCAUCCAUCGUUCCUGCUCAUGGCCUGUGUGGCCUACAUCACCUGCUGCCGUGAGCCUCUGCUGCUCUGCUCCCAGAAACAGGACUUUGAGUAUUUUUUCCACCACCGCAACAACCUGGAUGUGGGAGCCAUGAUAAAAGAGGCCUACCGGCUCAUGGGCAAUACACCAGCUGACAUCCAUCCCAGGAAUAUGCUUUCUGACUUCACACCACUGACCAGAGGCCAGUACCCUGUGUUCAACCAAUACCCAGAAUUCAUAGUGGAAUACCAGAGUCGGGAGAGGGAGAAGAUACGACUGCAGGAGAUGGAGUAUCUCCGUGAGAGGCAGGAGGUGUCGGCUCUGCGUGCAGAUUUUGUGCGUCGCCAAGCCGAAGAGGAGGCCUAUCACGUGCAGCAGGAGCUGCUGCAGAACGCCGAGGAACAGCGCAGAAACAUCCUGGCGCAAGAAGAGGAAAAACUAACACAGCAGAGGGCAAAGCUGGCAGCCAUGAAGAGAGAGCUGAAGGUGAAGGAGUUACAGCUGCUGGACGCAACGAGAAGUCGUUUCCUCAAACAUCAGCAGGACCUGAGAGCUAAACAGAUCCAAGGACUAGACCAGGAGAUCAGCAGAAAGAUGGACCUGAGGGAGCGAGAAACAGCUGCAGCAGUCCAAGAUCUAGAAGUCAGACAGAUGGAGCUGGAGGCUCAGAGGAGACGACUUGAACAGCACCUGUUGAAGGAGCAGGAGCGCAUGGGACGGGAGGUUGCGGAGGAGGUGGAGACGAGGAUGAGGAGGGCAGAAAGAGAGGAGGAGAGCUUCACAGAUCUACUACACAGCACCAAGACAAACAUGCAGGCCCUGGAGGAGUCCCUAGCGGAGGCAUGCCAGCUGGGCUUAGAGUCAGACUGGCAGAGAGAGGUGGCGGAGCGCCUGCAGCAGGUGGAAGCCGAGCAGGAGAGGAAGAGGGAGAGACUGGCAGAGCUUCACAGGCAAGCCCUGGCAGAGGAGGAGAGACUGGCAGACACCAUGAGAGAUGUGGCAGGAAGGAAGUGGGGUGAAGUGAUGAGUACCAGAGCCCAGUUACAAGAGCAGCAGCUGUCUUCAGCAGACAAAGACACGCAGAGGCAGAUGAGGAUACGGUCACCAUGUUCAACCAGAGGACUUCCACUGCCCACUGCUGUUUCUGUUGGAACCAACGCUGUCGGUCCAGCAGUCAGACCCAACUCAACAACCUCCCCAAAGCAGGCACGAACCAGCAUGGUGUGUCUGAACAGCAAUUCACCUUCAGAGAGCACCUCCACCAACUUUUCCUUGGAUCGAGGCCGGGCCCAGCUGGACAGCAGUGAGAGAGAACUGCUGAAGGAAAUCAGAGAGCUGAGACAGAAGCUGGCUACCCGAGCCAGAGAGGGCAGCUCUGCCUCCUCACAGUCUGUCCACACACUGUCCUCUGUCUCCUAAAGACCACAUCUCCAUCUUCAGUGUCAGUAAAACAUCUUCAUGCCUCAGGCGAGCUGGAACAACAGAAACAAUGAGUCAGACUGAGUAGCAUACUGGCUAGCUGCUAUCUUUGUCCACUUUCCAAGUGCUCACAUACCAUCCUCAAGUAUAUUAACUGUACACCAUCAACCACUGUCUCAUGAAAACCCAU